CAGCUGCUGCGGGGCAAGGUUCUGAAAGCUUAUUGUGGUGCAGCUGGCUGCGGAUGCUGGUGCAGUUUCUUCGCGACUGUAAACUGGAUUCCCGGAGCACUGAGUAGUUAUCUGUGCACAGAUAGUACUGUUGGCAGAGCACACCGAUACUCGAUAGUCUAACGAGGACUGGAUCCCUGCUGGUGCUACAAUGCAAGCUUUAGGGUCCUCAAACAUGACAGCUUUCUCCCCAGACCCCUCAGCUCUGCCUUCCAGUGAACAAGGCACAGUUCCUAGAGUGGACACUGUCAGUGUCCGAGAAAGGAUCUUAAGAGGAUAUGCUGAUGAUCUAGAGGCUUUCAGGCAGAAGUUCAGGUGGUUUUGUUACUCGAAAGAAGAAGGACCCCGAAAAACCCUGAAUCAACUCUGGGAGCUCUGCAAGCAGUGGCUAAGACCAGACAUUCACACCAAAGAGCAGAUCUUACAGCUGUUAGUGUUUGAGCAGUUCCUGAGGGUUCUGCCUGGAGAGAUGAGGAUUUGGGUGAAUUCUCAGCAUCCUGAGAGUAGUGCGGAGGUAGUAAUGCUGGUAGAAGAUUUGAACCAAACGCUGGAAGAAAAGGAAGAUCUUAGCACUCAGGAUUCUGCUGUUUGCAAAGAGGAGGAUUUGGGAGAAGAUGAGAUGGUGGCUGUUCCUCCGAGUACCGAGCCACGUGAGUCUGUAACGUUUGAGGACGUGUUUGUGGACUUUAGCAGAGGAGAGUGGAAGAUGCUGGAGCCGGCGCAGAGGGAGCUGUAUAAGGAAGUGCUGCUGGAAAACUUAGGGAACGUAGAAUUCUCAGCAGGCGCUCCAGUUUCCAAAUUUGACUUGAUUUCCCAUCUGAAGUGGGUCAAGUUACCAAGGGUACUAGAAAAAGAACUUUCAAAAGGCCCCAGACCAGAGGCUGGAAGUGAGUCUAGAAGUGAGUUGGAUACUUUUAUAGAAGACUUGACUUUAGAAAAAAUCGUAGAAUACUGCUUCAGUGAUGAUGGUUAUGGCUUGAAGACAGAAUUCCAAAAGCGACAUGGUAAAUCCAAGAAAGGUCAUGGCAAGCAGAGUAGCCAUGGGAGUAAAGAGCCUGAGUCUGAAGAGAGCCCCUCUGGAAAGAAUUCCAAACAAACUUCUGGCACAGCCAAACAUCAGAGAGCCUCCUUAACAAAGAAGUGUCCGAGGUCGAAGGAAGGCAAGAAACCCUUCAGUUACCAUUCAGACCUUGUGAACCACAAAGAGCGCAGUGCAGAAAAGUCAAGGAAGUGCAGUGAAAGUGACAGGGACCCACGUCACCCUUCAUCUCUUAUUGAACACACGAAACAGCCAAAGAUUGGUUCGUUGAGUAAGACUCAGAAGUGUAGCAAGUGUGGGGUAACGUUUACUCAAAUCUCAUGGCAUAGUAGUAAAAGCUCUGAAUGUGAAAAGUGCCGGAAGAACUUAUUUCAAGAUGAAGCCUCAAACAAAGACAAAGGAGCGGAAACUGAAGAGUCCAGCAAGUGUAGGAAGUGCGGGAAAGCCUUCGGCUACACUUUGAAACGCUCUGUGUGUAUUCCGUGCAGAAAAGCCCGCAAAGCUAGUUCGUCCCUCAAACCACGUAAAAAAACGGACAUAAAAAGGCCUUACAAGUGUGAUGAAUGUGGAAAAAGUUUUGCUGGGUUGCAAGCUAUUGAUAAGCAUCGACGAAGUCAUACCGGGGAAAAGCCGUAUGUGUGUAAACACUGUGGGAGACCCUUCAGUGACAGCUCCUCAUUUUAUCAACACCAGAGAAUCCACACGGGAGAAAAACCGUACAAGUGCAAUGAGUGUGGGAAGUCCUUCACUCAUAGCUCGUCUCUUUCCAAACACCAGAGAAUACACACUGGAGAGAAGCCCUAUAAGUGUAAUGAGUGUGGAAAAGCCUUCAGACAGAAUUCUUGCCUUACCCGACAUCAGAGAACACACACUGGAGAAAAACCGUAUGUGUGUAAGGAGUGUGGACUGUCUUUCAGCCUUUUCAGUACUGUCGUCUAUCAUCAAAGACUUCAUGCAGGAGAAAAACCCUACAAAUGCACCCACUGUGAAAAAGCCUUCCCUACUCACUCCCGCCUCAGCCGCCACUUGAGAUGUCACAGUGGUGCAAAACCAUACAAAUGUAAAGACUGUGGGAAAACGUUCAGACAGAGUUCAUCUCUUAAUUUGCAUGUCCGAACGCAUACUGGAGAGAAGCCCUACAAAUGUGAUUAUUGUGAAGCAACGUUUACUCGGAGCACAAUCCUUAUUGAGCAUGUAAAAACUCACACCAGAAGUGUACAGUAUGAAUGUAAAAAAUGUGGUAAGAAAUCCAAAAGUCGGUCAGCCAGUCUCAGGCAUAACUGUACAGCAUAAUUCUGAGAACGCAGUAAGAGGAGGGGAGGUUAAUUCAGAUUGUGCCCUUAGUUAAAAACUUGACAUGUAAACUACCCACAGCAUUGAUUAGAAGCUUCAACUUUAGUGGCUUCACAUCCAGGAAGAGACUUCUUCCCCUUUGGUGCCUCUUCUCAAGGAUGGUCAGUUUUGAUUAGACUUGAUAAAGUUAUGUUGACGUGAAGAAAAUCUGCUGGGAAGAGAAAUAAUCCUGAAAAGACAAACUUAAGUUUGAGAAGCACUUUUCUUCAAGGAAUUCUCUCUCUGGCUUCCCUCCCACUGCCCUAUGGUAUAAUGGAAAAGAACGUAACUGGGCUGUCAUAGCCUGGGUUCUACCCCAGUUUGCCAACCAACCACUGUGUCACCCUAAAUCUUCAUUUCUUUACCACUAGAGUGAAAAGACAUUAAUGAUUUCUAUGCUUUCUUUUUGUCUGAUAUUCUGAUACUACAGAAAUUGUUUGAACAUGUUUGAUUCAUUGGAAUUGUUGUAUCCAGUGGACAGUUACUUUCUUACAAGAUAGUGGACUUGUAGAUUAGUGAGAAAAUGGAAUGUUUGGCAGAGGAUCCGAGAAUGUGAUAAACCACAUCGGGGAAGCUCACUGACGUUUCCCUUCAGAUAAUGCUCUAAUUGGCACAAAUGGCUCCAGCUCUUUAUCUUUUGAGAUUUGCCCUCCAUGGAUUGAAAAUCCAGAGAGCUUGUACCUGAGCCAGCCAGUCCUGAAAGUAAGAGUCCUGGAAAAGCAUCAAAGCCAACUGUCCGGGAUGGAUUAUUCCCCUGCAGCGAACACAGCCUCCUGCUCCACAGUGUAAGAAUUCUCUAUGGCAAAAGUCACAAGAUGCUAGACUGAAUCAAGUUGGAGCCUUGAUGUGUUUAGUUGGUUUGUAGAGUGGGGUAGGUGUGGACACACAAAGCUUUCUCUCUUUGGAAGUAAGGAAUUUUCAUGUUUUAGAGAAAGAGCUAAAAAUGUGUAAGAGCUGACCACAUUAGCCUGUUAUUUCUUUGGAGAGCUCAGCUGGUCUGAUAUUUUCUGAAGUGAGACUUCAAUGGAAUGGACUAUACGGGUAUUGAGGGGUAGUUCUUAAAUUUGUAAUUGAUGGAAUCUUAGUUUCUAACUAAAAAAAAAGAAAAGAAAGAAGAAAAAGAAAGAAAGAAAAAGAAAGAAAGAAAGAAAGAAAGAAAGAAAGAAAGGAAAGAAAGAAAGAAAGAAAGAAAGAAAGAAAGAAAGAAAGAAAGAAAGAAAGAAAGAAAGAAAGGUAAGAAAAAAAAAAAAGAAAGACCCUGAAUGAGGUAGUUUGGGUCUCAGGUCACUAGAUGCAGAGGGACUUGAUUGUUGUGUAGAAAUGAUUUCCUCACGUUGAAAUCUGAGGCAGAUCGUCGUGAAGAGCGAGCUACACCAGCACUCUGUCUUACAGGUGGAAGUCUCAGGCUGACCUGAGACUCAGGGAUACUUGCUGAGGUAAUAUGUUGACAUUUGAAGUGCUACCUCUGGGUACAAGGUUUGUGGGUUCUUCUGGGUGGCUCCUCCUCAUCUCUAAGCCCCCCAAAAUCUGACAUUACUUUGUGAUAAAUUGAUCAGUAUAGCUGUUGCCAAACGGACCUAGUAAACACAUUCCUGGUGCCAAAGGAACGUGGCUUAUAAGAAUCACAUGGGCUUAAGGAUUUUUGGAAAGGAUAUAUUUUAUUGAAAUAUUUAAUGAAGUACAUUAAAAAAACUCUUAAAAAGAGUUCUGUUCCAGGGUGUUCUAGGGAAUUUCACAAGAGGAUGUUUUUUUUAUCCCCGUCUCAGUUGGGGAUUAGAAACAAAACUUUUUUUUAACAACUUCAUUAAAAUAGAACAUAUAUGCCUAAACACCAAGGUGUGCAGUUCAGCGAGUUUUUGUCUUUCUUUCCCCAUUAACAUCGUGUUUUUAAGUUUAUGCAUGUUAUAGCCUGUGUGAUUCUUACUAUUAAAAUGUGGUUUGUUGGUAUUGUUUGUUGUUAAGUGAUAUUCUUUUUUGUGUGUGAUAUUCUCUCAUACGGAUACUUUAUCCGCAUAUCCGAGACAGGACGUUCUCUUCAUUCCCCCUAGACAGACUACUGUUAGGAACAGCACUGUGAAUUUAAUUGUAAGUCUGUUAGACAUUAAUCUAAUUGUUAUGCUUGGUAGACAUUUAUAGGUAGAGUUUCCGUGUCGUGUAAAUUUUUUUUUAACUUUUUAGGAAACUGCCAGAUAGCUUCCCAGUGUGGCUCCAUCAUUUUAAGUGUACUGGCAGCAGUGUGGGAAGUUCCAUUUUCUUUACAUCUGUGCCAAUCUUUAAAACUAUCAGAGUCAGUCUGCCGAAGUGUCAUUUUCAUGUGGUUUUAAUUUGCAUUUCCCUGAUGGCUAAUGUCAUCAUCAUCCUUUCACAUGUCUCCUUAUCUAUUUGAGCUUUCUAUUACUGUGUACUAGAGGGAAACUAUAAAACUGUAAAAUAGUUAUCAAUGUCAAAGUAUUUAUCACUAACUAAUAAAUUGCACAAAAAGCAUUCAGUCUGGCCUAGCACAUACUGAAAUCAAAUUUUAGAUUGACAGGUCAUCUAAAGGUUUUUAAUUUAUGAUUUAUGACUCUUCAUAGAAUUUCUUUUUAAAGCCUUAUUUAGCAUUUUUUACUUGUUUAUAGUGAUGAGUAUUUUAAUCAGCUCUAUUUUAAAACAAAGCCCUUGCUCUUUGUCUUUGGUCUCUCCCAAGCUCCUGGUCAUCAGAAUUCUUCCUUUCUACGUCUGGCUCUUGUUAGUACCUCACACAAAUAAAAACACAAUCUGUGUCCUUUUGUGCCUGGCUUAUCUCACUUGGCAUAUAAUAUUGCAGGCAUGCAUUGAUAUUUUCAGUUGGAAAUCUUAAACGCUUGCGAGUCAUUCAAGUAGUGUGAUAAGAGAACACAAGGUCAUCACAUGUACUGUCGACGGUUCCUAGACUCGUCAUCUGCGCAUGCGUGCUGAGGACUUGGGACUAAAUACCCGACUCCUCUUCGGAGUCCGCUUUAGAAAAGCGAGUAAGCACACUUUCGACUUGAAUCGUAAUAAAGCACUGUAAUGAAGCAGUGAGGAAAAAGCUCUCUUGCUUUAAAAUGACCACAAAUCUGGUCUUUUAACUCAGCUACAAUUGUAUCUUCUUAAAAGAAACAAAUCUUUAUGUUUAGCUGAAAAUUCCUAACAGAUGAAAAAAAAAUCUAAUAAAUCAGAAGUUUGAGAUUUGAGGCAAUAAAUUGGCUCCUCUUUGUAAACUUAGGUGUUCACUGAGACAGUAUAAUCAAAGUUUUACUUGGGCAAUGUCUUCUACAGAUCAUCUAAAACUAAAAAUACUUGAAAUUUUUCAAAUUUUGGGUCAACUGAUUUUUGAUAAUAGAAAUGUAUAUAUUCUGUGAGAAAUAUGUAAUUUGUUCAUGUUUACACUGAGCAGAAUUAUUAAGUGUUGUGAUGUUUUGUUUUCCUGGAGUGUUUUAGAUUGUUGUUUUUUUCCAGUUUUCUGAGUGGAUUAUGGUCCUUGGGUUCACUUUUCUCUGUCUGUGGUCCUGUUUGUGUGUGUACACGUGUGUAGGAGUCAAGCUACUCUGUGAGCUGGCACGCUUAUAAUCUGAAAUCUGUUAAAAAGUUAAGAUACUGUGGUUAGAAAUUUAAAGUUUAUUUUGCCACUUGUUUUUGUGAAAUUUUUAAAUUGUUGAAGAGAGAUUUAGAUCUGAAAAAAAAUUUUUUUAGUGUUGCAUACUGUGUUGUCUUUAAUACUUGAACUCUGCUGCUGCUGCUGUUGCUGCUGCUGCUGUAAAUUGCAACUGGCAUUCAUCAGUGAAUGUGCAUUGGACCCUGUUUCAGUCCCUUCUUUCCCUACCGUGACACCUACAUACAGUACAAGCUUCUGUGUCUGCACUGAAUUCUGCCUUAGAAAUAUGCCUUUGACUAAACUUUGCAUAUUUUUCAGUAUUUUUAUGUAUAGAAUAAUCAAAACUCUUGUAAGAAGCCCUCUCGGUCUAUGGUUGUGAAGUAUACGCGUAGCUCUGUAGCGUGCUGGCUGCACAGGAUGCCGCUGUAACCUGUUAGGAUACUCCUUCUGGGUAGAGACAAAUGCCAUUUGCUGGUUCUCAGUGCUGACCAGAUUGGUGACAUAUGUGUACGUCACUGAAAAACGCAGGCUUCUCCACAGUGCGCGGUGCAGUAGUUAAAGUGAAUCACAGCUCUGCUGAAACAAUAAAGUUGUAUUUAAU
Molecule: messenger RNA, 6606 nt
Organism: Psammomys obesus (fat sand rat)
Lineage: Eukaryota; Metazoa; Chordata; Mammalia; Rodentia; Muridae
Gene: Znf483
Product: zinc finger protein 483
Exons: 6
Coding region: 191-2371 (726 amino acids)
Biological process (GO): regulation of cytokine production; negative regulation of transcription by RNA polymerase II; regulation of immune system process
Source: RefSeq, a predicted model, not a curated record